Molecule: messenger RNA, 2109 nt
Organism: Phacochoerus africanus (Common warthog)
Lineage: Eukaryota; Metazoa; Chordata; Mammalia; Artiodactyla; Suidae
Gene: FEN1
Product: flap structure-specific endonuclease 1
Exons: 2
Coding region: 227-1369 (380 amino acids)
Cellular component (GO): nucleus
Molecular function (GO): DNA binding; magnesium ion binding; 5'-flap endonuclease activity
Source: RefSeq, a predicted model, not a curated record
AGAGAAGCAGGCCGAGGGCCCCGGGGCCUGUACUACACUUCCCAGGAGGCUGUGCGCCGCGGUAGGUCAUGUGACGGGAGCGCGGGCUUUGGAAGGCGGCGGAGCGAGAGGCUACCAGCGGCUGAGGAGAGAGUUGGGCUGAGAUCGGCCCUGGGCCACACAGGAGCAAUCGUCAGCUGCCGAGGCUUCACGUCCCAGAGGCCAGCCGGCCCUCCUCCGCACUGCCAUGGGGAUUCAAGGACUGGCCAAACUGAUCGCCGACGUGGCCCCCGGGGCCAUCCGGGAGAAUGACAUCAAGAGCUACUUUGGCCGCAAGGUGGCCAUCGAUGCCUCCAUGAGCAUCUAUCAGUUCCUGAUCGCCGUUCGCCAGGGCGGGGAUGUGCUGCAGAACGAGGAGGGCGAGACCACCAGCCACCUGAUGGGCAUGUUCUACCGCACCAUCCGCAUGAUGGAGAACGGCAUCAAGCCCGUGUACGUCUUCGACGGCAAGCCGCCGCAGCUCAAGUCGGGGGAGCUGGCCAAACGCAGCGAGCGGCGGGCCGAGGCGGAGAAGCAGCUGCAGCAGGCGCAGGCUGCCGGCGCCGGGGAGGAGGUGGAGAAGUUUACCAAGCGCCUGGUCAAGGUCACCAAGCAGCACAACGAUGAGUGCAAGCAUCUCCUGAGCCUCAUGGGCGUCCCGUACCUCGACGCGCCCAGCGAGGCGGAGGCCAGCUGCGCAGCCCUGGUGAAGGCUGGCAAAGUCUACGCCGCGGCCACAGAGGACAUGGAUUGCCUGACCUUCGGCAGCCCCGUGCUCAUGCGGCACCUGACUGCCAGUGAGGCCAAGAAGCUGCCCAUCCAGGAGUUCCACCUGAGCCGGGUCCUGCAGGAGCUGGGCCUGAACCAGGAGCAGUUUGUGGAUCUCUGCAUCCUGCUGGGCAGCGACUACUGUGAGAGCAUUCGGGGCAUUGGGCCCAAGCGGGCCGUGGACCUCAUCCAGAAGCACAAGAGCAUCGAGGAGAUCGUGCGUCGGCUCGACCCCAACAAGUACCCUGUGCCGGAAAACUGGCUCCACAAGGAGGCCCAGCAGCUCUUCCUGGAGCCGGAGGUGCUGGACCCGGAGUCUGUGGAGCUGAAGUGGAGCGAGCCAAAUGAAGAAGAGCUCGUCAAGUUCAUGUGCGGCGAGAAGCAGUUCUCCGAGGAGCGAAUCCGCAGCGGGGUCAGGCGGCUGAGCAAGAGCCGCCAGGGCAGCACCCAGGGCCGCCUGGAUGAUUUCUUCAAGGUGACCGGCUCCCUCUCGUCAGCUAAGCGCAAGGAGCCAGAGCCCAAGGGAUCCGCUAAGAAGAAGGCAAAGACCGGGGCAGCAGGGAAGCUCAAAAGGGCAAAAUAGACGGGUUUCCCUUCAUCGUACCUCCUUGGCCCCAAGAUCCCUGCCGCCUUGUACCCGCAAGAGCUCGUGCCGGCGGAUCCUCCGUGGGGUGGGGAGGGGCCUGCGACGCUUCCCCAGCACCGCCCUUCUCAGUAGCUCUUUUCCCGUCGUUACCUGAUCCCGUGGCAGGACGGCCACAGAGGUAUGUUUUCCUUUUUAGCUCAGGAAGGUAUGUCAGGCUCAAACCGCCUCUCAGGCAAUGUAAUGGACACUGACUCCAUUGCUACACAAAAGUGAGGGCAGCCAGUUUUGAAGGAGGGAGAGGGGGGUAAAUGAUGGGGACAGAAGACUGGAAAUGAUUUCCUCCCUGGUCAGCCGGGGGCGGCUGGGAGGUGGCCAUCGACCCAGCCCCCGCUCAGCCUUGACCCACCCUGAAGGAUAGCCCCCAGGAAGACCCAGCCUUAAACAGACGGGAAGAUGUACCGAAAACAAGAUAGGCAGAGAGCUGGAGUCCCUGCGGUUGGCAACGAGGAUUUGAUCUCCAGCUGUGUGUCCUGGGGUGGGCAGAACCUUGAACUUGCUACUUAAACCCCUGUCUUUGCCAUUGUUUGUCAGAGGUGUAAAGUGGUAGAAUGCUUCUCAGGGCCUCACAGAGGCAGUGAAUUGAGUUGAAACUUUUGGAUAAGAUGCUGUUUUCAUGUGCUGUUUGUUGUUUUCAAGAGAGGAGAAGAGAGUCAAUAAAAUUAUAAAAGUAACCAGGA